GUCGUGUGACGUAGCCGUCAGCUGUUGAAGCCGUCCUGAUGAUUGUUGAGCAGUGAGAUGAGCCGGCAGAGGCUGACCCGUAUACAGCUCUGUGCACCUACCUCAAGCUGGACUUCUGUAUAGCGACUGGGACAGGCUCUGUCUGUACACACUGCUGCACGGGCUAUUGAUCUCGUUAUACAGAAGCUCCAUGUUUACAGAUCCCUCAGCGGGACUUUGCUGACCCCAACACACCACAUUAGCCCUCUCGUCUACCCCUCUACGACUUCACUUCUCACAAGAACCUUCUGAGUACUUCCCCACGGGCCGAUCCAAACAUGUUUCAGCGUCUUACCCGGCUAUUCUUCAGUGAGGGACCAGCCAGCGAACCCGAAGAUCCCAAACUCUUUGUCUCGGAGGAGGAAGAUGAUGGCUGGCUUAUUAUCGAUAUACCAGAAAGCUACACACUAACCUCAAGCAGGGACGAUGUGGCAGAAGGCCAGGAGGACAGUGAUGCUUCCAGCCCCCUGCCACAUUCCUUGGGUGAGAGGAUUGGUUGGUCUAUUCCCCCCCGCCCACCCCACUCGAUGGACGAGAGCUGGUUUGUUACCCCUCCCCCCUGUUUUACUGCAGAGAGUCCCGACCAAAGUGCGGUGGGAAGCAGUCCACUGGAGGACCUCCUCAUAGAACACCCCAGCAUGUCGGUCUACAUCACAAGUGGAAGCAUCGUGGUGGGGCGAGACACCAUUGAAGUCACCAGAGACAGGUCACCGAGUAAAACCAGAGUGGAACGACGCACACCUCAUCAUGCAACCUCCGUUUCUGCCAAAGCCGCCAUCUUGGGGAAAGUGGGUCAAGUCUCACGGAUCCAACGCGCCAAAGCUCAGGUGGAAAGGCGCAAGCAGGGACGUAAAAAUCUUCAAAGGCAGAAUCUGGCACAGGCGAUCCAGGGCCGCAAUGCAAUGCGGCACCGCAACUUCGUGUGCCAACCUAGGCAGCGCCAGCACAACCACUGAACUAUUGGUUUUUAGCUGUUUACAUGAACAAGGGCAUUAUCUAUCCUCAGAAACCCCCGUCCGUCUUGCCUCAUGGUUUGUCAGUACCGUCUCUUGCCUCUACUGUCCCCUACCCUAAGCUCAAGAUCACCAUCACCCUCCUCUCUUGCUGUUUCGGUAUUGAACGUACCCUAUCACAGUGGGGUGUUGUAAGUAGCUAAUGCUGGUAAAGUGAAGAAGGGUGUUGGAAGCUUC
Nanorana parkeri is the source of this 1229-nucleotide messenger RNA. RefSeq names its product tumor protein p53 inducible nuclear protein 2 (gene TP53INP2). Lineage: Eukaryota; Metazoa; Chordata; Amphibia; Anura; Dicroglossidae. The transcript has 4 exons. Gene Ontology annotation, cellular component: nucleus; autophagosome. The record is from RefSeq and is a predicted model, not a curated record. The coding region runs from base 318 to 995 and encodes 225 amino acids. Gene Ontology annotation, biological process: autophagosome assembly; positive regulation of DNA-templated transcription.